Neoarius graeffei (lesser salmon catfish) is the source of this 2094-nucleotide messenger RNA. RefSeq names its product katanin p60 subunit A-like 1 (gene katnal1). The transcript is spliced from 10 exons. The coding region runs from base 85 to 1551 and encodes 488 amino acids. Lineage: Eukaryota; Metazoa; Chordata; Actinopteri; Siluriformes; Ariidae. Gene Ontology annotation, molecular function: microtubule binding; ATP binding; microtubule severing ATPase activity. Gene Ontology annotation, cellular component: microtubule cytoskeleton. The record is from RefSeq and is a predicted model, not a curated record. Gene Ontology annotation, biological process: microtubule severing.
UCAGUUCAGCAACACCAGAUUGAUCUUCAAUCAAGCAAUUUUCGCUCAAGUUUGUAGAUCAAGUUCCGAUUGAGAUUUUUCAGGAUGAAUUUGGCUGAGAUUUGUGACAAUACGAAAAAGGGAAGGGAAUACGCAUUGCUCGGAAACUAUGACUCUUCUAUGGUGUACUACCAGGGGGUGCUACAGCAGAUCCAAAAGCACUAUCAGUCACUUCAAGAUCCUGCACUUAAGGUCAAGUGGCAGCAGGUUAAGCAGGAGCUGGUGGAAGAAUAUGAGCAGGUAAAAAGCAUUGUAAACACUCUGGAGAGUUUUAAGAUGGAUAAGCCACUUGACUUUCCCAGUACUCGACCAGAGGACAACACGAGGGACCCUGAUGUGUGGCCACCCCCCACUCCUGCGGAACACAGGCCACCUGCUCAGGUGAAGAGACUGAACACUGGUGUGAAGGCCCAGCGCAAAGACUGGCCAAGCGUGCAGCAGCACCGUGGUGCUGCAGGGAAGGGCCAGCCAAAUUCAAAAUCAGACAGACCUACUGGCCGUGAGCCUCGUAAUAUGAAAGUUAAAGAAGAGAAAAGUAAGCAUACCCAGGAGGGGGCAGGUGAAGCAGAAUUAAAGAAAUUUGAUGAUAUAGGUUACGACAGUGACUUGGUUCAUGUUUUGGAGAGAGACAUCAUGUCAAGAAAUCCAAAUACCCACUGGAAUGAUAUAGCAGACCUGGAGGAUGCCAAGAAACUGCUGCGGGAAGCUGUGGUUUUGCCAAUGUGGAUGCCAGAUUUCUUUAAAGGCAUCCGGCGCCCAUGGAAGGGUGUAUUGAUGGUUGGACCUCCAGGUACAGGCAAGACCAUGCUAGCUAAAGCUGUAGCUACUGAGUGUGGUACCACGUUCUUCAACAUAUCAUCCUCCACACUUACCUCCAAGUACCGUGGCGAGUCAGAGAAACUUGUUCGGCUUCUUUUUGAAAUGGCUCGAUUUUAUGCCCCCACCACGAUAUUCAUUGAUGAAAUUGACUCUAUUUGUGGGAGGCGUGGCACAUCACAUGAACACGAAGCAAGUCGUAGAGUGAAGUCUGAGCUUUUGGUGCAGAUGGAUGGUGUAGGAGGUGCGACAGAAAAUGAUGACCCCUCUAAAAUGGUGAUGGUUCUGGCUGCAACAAACUUUCCAUGGGACAUCGAUGAAGCCCUGAAGAGGAGGCUGGAAAAGAGGAUCUAUAUUCCUCUGCCCACUGUACAAGGGCGAGUGGAUCUGCUCAAGAUUAGCCUGAGGGAGGUGGAAGUGUCUCCUGAUGUUGACUUAUCCAUCAUCGCUGAGAAGAUGGAGGACUACUCUGGCGCUGACAUCACCAACAUUUGCAGAGAUGCGUCCAUGAUGGCAAUGCGUCGGAGGAUUCAAGGCUUGAGCCCGGAGGAGAUUCGAGCACUGUCCAAAGAUGAGUUGCAGAUGCCUGUCACCAUGGAGGACUUUGAAAUUGCACUCAAAAAGAUCUCCAAGUCUGUUUCUGCUGCUGACCUGAAAAAGUAUGAGGCCUGGAUGAAUGAGUUUGGUUCUGUUUAAUUCAAAAGACGGCACAGAAAGGAAGAGAGGAAUCGGAGACUUCAAAUGUAGUGUGAAAUUGCAAUUUGAACAAAGAAAAAACACUGAAUUAGGUGUGUCCAAGCAUUCUGUGUGGUACUGUACGUAUUUAAAACCACAGUGUCAAACAUGUAGAAUCUGUGAAAGGUUGUUAACUCCAGUUUUAAACUCAUUUUGCAAAACUACAGUAACAAAGUUCCAAGCAAGCGCUCGUUUAAGCAAGAUCACACUUGAGGUCAUGCUGGUGUACCUGAAUAUCAGCCGAGCUGUGGUUCAGUCAUGGAUAAUCGACUGUAGUUAAUCACAGCCAUGCUGAUGUACAGCACAACCUCAAGUGUGAUAUCACUUUUAUACAACAAUUCUAUAAGCAAGAAAUUAAUUUUGGACACAAUGUGGCAAGAUGUUCUGUUUAUUUUUGCACUGAAAGCAGACACAGAUCCUGAAGAAGCUGUAUUCACUUUAUAGCCCACCGGUUAGCUGGCUAGCUCAUACUGAUUUGUAUUACACAGACACGAGUGUUUUACU